Plasmodium malariae is the source of this 1056-nucleotide messenger RNA. RefSeq names its product conserved Plasmodium protein, unknown function. The transcript is spliced from 3 exons. NCBI's taxonomy places the organism in Eukaryota, Apicomplexa, Aconoidasida, Haemosporida, Plasmodiidae. Bases 1 to 1056 code for a protein of 351 amino acids. The record is from RefSeq and is a predicted model, not a curated record.
AUGGCGACGAAGAUUCGAUAUAACGUUCAUACAACGAACAAAUACUCAGUUUUUGAUAGUGAUAAUUCGGAGGAAGAAAGCGGGAAGGCAAAACUAAAAGAAUCGGCGAAAAAUGAAAUAAAUGAUACAUACGGAGGACGGAUUAAUAAUAAUAGCCACGAGAAAAAAAGAGCAAGUGAAAUUAAAGAUAAUAAUUCCUCACCAGUAAUUAAAGAAUAUAAUAGCAAGAAACCACUUAAUCCUUACAAUGACAGAUAUAAUAAAUACCCAAUUACUUCCAUAAAUGAUUUAAAUGAGAGUAGUUACAAUAGAGGCUAUUGUGACAAUUUUCAUGUAAGAGGUAAUAAUAUAAGAAAUAAAUUUUCAAGAAAAAGAGGAGGUUAUAGCAAUGCUUCUGCUAACAUUUUAGGAAAUAAUAAUUUUUAUAGAGGUUCAAGAAAUUACGAUUAUAAAAUGAAUAUGGACAGAAGGAACUACAAUUCAUCAUAUAAUUAUAAUAAAUUUGAUUAUGGAGUAAAAAUGUUCAAUGAUUAUAACGACAGUAGUGGUAGGUACGACAGUAUGAAAAGAGAAAAUUACUUAGAUUUAAAAAAUAAGAAUUACGAAGAAAACACGAACGUUUUGAGAAAACACGAAUCAGUUACUAUUGAUUAUGAUAUGUAUAGAAGACAACAAGAGAAAAAAUUAAAUUCAAAUAAAAGCAUAGAAAGUGUUGAUAAAAAGAAAAAAAAAAAUGAGGUAAAUAAUGAAAAAAGUAAUAAAACAACUGGUACUGUUACAAAACGUAAUGAUAAUUUAGAAGAAGAAAAUAAGUCAGAACAUCCAAAAAGAAAAGCAAUAAAUGUUUAUCAAUAUAUUUUAGAGGAAGGAGGAAGAGUUGAUAGAAUUCCAGGAUUUCGAAGAAGUUUUAGAAGUUUCAAAAAAACAGAUGAUGCUAAUUGGCACAAUAAAUAUGAAAAUAAAACAAAAAUGCAAUUUGAUGAAAAAAUUUUUAAGAAGAGGGAUCCCCCUAAUAUAAAUGAUACAAGAGCUUUUCCAUCUUUAACCAGUAAAUAA